This is a messenger RNA of Medicago truncatula (barrel medic), 3200 nucleotides long. Its product is annotated as protein suppressor of white apricot. The record is from RefSeq and is a predicted model, not a curated record. The transcript has 3 exons. Gene Ontology annotation, molecular function: RNA binding. Gene Ontology annotation, biological process: RNA processing; mRNA 5'-splice site recognition. NCBI's taxonomy places the organism in Eukaryota, Viridiplantae, Streptophyta, Magnoliopsida, Fabales, Fabaceae. Bases 500 to 2932 code for a protein of 810 amino acids.
UUUUCAACUGGCUUCCAUUUUGUUUUAGUUUAUUUGGUGUUAGUGCUACUACUGUUGUAGCUGUAUGAUAUUGUUGCAGUUAAGAAUUAUAUGUGAUUCUGAUGAAAUGUCACCUUUCCGUGUUUUUUUAGAUAAUGAUUCAGGUGCAGUGAAUUCAUCAGGCUAUCGUGCUGUUGCAUUUUCAUAUGAAAAUUCUAGCGUGUCCACCGAGACAAAGGACAAUGAUACUGACUCUAGUUUUCGUCCCAACUUUCCAGUACCAGAAAGCUUACUUCAUAAUCUGGUGAGUAACAUCUUUCUUAAAAUAUAAUCCGAUCAUGUGAUUUUCAUGUUUUAAUUGACCCUCUCAUUGUUUAACCAAUGUGACUAGGUGAUAAUUGUCUAGGGUACAUAUGUUAUUCUAAGGCUUAUGAUGUCUAAGUUUCAGAUGCUUGGAGCUUAAAGAAGUUCUUGUGACUCAAGGUAGCCAUUCACAGGCACCUUUUUUCCUUUUGAUAUCAUGAAAAGGGGCCGUGCAGGUGGGAUUAGGAUGGUAGAUAUUGUUGAUUCUAUACCUCUUGUGAGAAAAUGGGAUGAAACAUUUCUACAUAAAGCUCUAUUUCUUGAUCUUUAUGAUUAUUCAAGUAUAUAUGAGCCUCCAAACGAGAAGCUACAUCAGAUUAUUUCAAGGACUGCAAUGUUUGUCAGCAAACAUGGAAGCCAAUCGGAAAUUAUUCUGAGGGUGAAACAAGGAGAUAAUCCAACAUUUGGGUUCCUGAUGCCUGAUCAUCAUCUUCAUCCGUAUUUUAGGUUUCUUGUUGAUCAUCAAGAACUUCUGAAAGAUGACAAAAACGAUGCAGGCUCAACUUUGGACAAGAAUAGAAGUCAGGAACUGGAUCAAACAGGAGGUGCAUUGUCUUUGCUUGGAUCUGUCUAUGGAAAUGGAGAGGAUGAGGAUGGUACAACUGAAAAUACUAGUGACCUUGAGAGAAACGCACAUGUGGGAGCUGUUGAUGCUGCAUCAUCAGGGGUAGAGCAAGCACAAUCAUCUUCAGAUGCAGACAAGAAGGAUGGAAGCAUUUCUAAAAACCAAAUACCUUUGAAAGAAAAAGUUCCUGUUAUAAAGCGGAAUCAGUCUAUCAGUAUUGUUAAGACAGCAACUUCAGCUAGAACAAAAACAGGAGUUGCCCCAGAUUCGGGGUCUAAUGGUGCAAAUAAAUCACAAAUUUCUGUGCCCAGUACAUCUAAGAUUGAACUACCUGUUGUUGAACCUCCAUCUGACUUAAAGAUAAUUAUUGAUAAAAUAGUUGAGUUCAUCUUAAAAAAUGGAAGGCAAUUUGAGUCUGUUCUUGCUGAACAGGAUCGUGCUCAUGGAAGGUUCCCAUUUCUUCUGCCUUCUAAUCGAUAUCAUACUUACUAUCUGAAAGUUCUUCAAACUGCGGAAGAGUCUAAGUUACAAGGCAAGGGCUGCCAGAAGCACACUCCAACGGAUCCGUCUAUGAGUUCUGACCUACCAAAUGACAUGGACCGGAAAGAGAAAUUCAAGAUGACUAUUGGCAAUUUAAGGAAGGAUGGUCAAGAUCCAACUCCCAAAGACAGCCAAUCUCAAACUACAGUUAGCAUUCAUGCGGCGGCAGCCGCAGCUAUUCUUCAGGCAGCUACUAGGGGUAUUAAAAGGCCUAAUUUAGAAAUUUUUAGUAAGGCAUCAAGUGGUAAUGGUCAAGGCCUUGGAAGUGAUGGUGGGAAUUUGUACAGCUCUCGGAGUUUGCCGUCAUCUCAACUGCAGGGUCUUGUUCCACAUCGCAAUCUGAAUGCAGAGGCUGGUGCUUCUGUUCCAGUUGCCAAGGCUAUUGCAGAAAAAGUGGCUAUUGCAGCAGCAGGUGAGGCGGACUCCUCUGAAGCACAUAUGACUAAAGAGCAAAAGCUUAAAGCAGAGAGAUUGAAACGAGCAAAGAUGUUCGCAGCCAUGAUAAAAAGUGGAGCUGGGCCAUUUAAAAGUGAACUGCCAAGAGCUUUAUCUGUUGAGCCACCGAGCUCUGGGCUUUCAGGUUCAGAUGCUGAGAUUAGAAAUCUUGCUGGUAAAGAAAGGGAAGGAAGUUCUGUUCCAUUCAAUACUGAUAACUCAGAUAAAAGUCACAAGUCUGAGGAAAAGCUUUCUGAUGAUAAUUCAGAUAAAAGUCACAAGUCUGAAGAAAAACUUACUGUUGAUAAUAAUGAAAGGCGAUCAAAAAGGAAGUACCGUUCAAGAUCCAGUAAACAUGAAGAGGAGGAUGAUGAAGAAGAAGAAAAUAAAGAAGAUACAAGGGAUCACAAACGAUCCAGAAAAAAGCAUCGAUCACGUCGAUCUUCACACAGAAGUCGGGACAGGGAUGCAGACAGGGACAGAAACAGGCGGAAGCACAAGAGAAGAGAUUCCUCCUCCAACGACAAGUAUUCUCAUAGGGAGAGUAGGCAUGACAGCUCCUCUGAGGAGGUUGAGCAUCGACACUUGAGGCAUCAACGUAAAUAUGAAAGCUCCUCUGAUGAAAAACACCGCUCUUCUCGACGUCAUCGUGGAGGGAGCAAGUUGUCAGACCAUGAGCAUAGACAUUCGCGUAAACGUUAUAGUUCCUCUGAUGAUGAGCAUAGACAUUCACGUAAACGUUAUAGUUCAUCUGAUGAUGAGCAUAGACAUCCGCGUAAACAUUAUAGUUCAUCUGAUGAUGAGCAUAGUCACCGGAGCAGAAAGACAAAGCAUAAGAGCAGGUCUCAUGCUGAAAGAGAGGCAGAGUUGGAGGAGGGGGAGAUAGUGAAAUCAGACAAGUCACAAGUAAGCGAGGUUGGGCGGGCUAGCAGGGAGGCUUCUGCUGAAUUAUUUAAGUCUACAAGGGCACCCUCUCAGUCACCUGAAGUAACUAAUGUUUCUGAUGAGCUUAGAGCCAAAAUUAGAGCCAUGUUGAUGGAAAAUUUGUAAAAGCAAAAUUAGGCUCCUAAUGUAUUUUUAAUCCUCGUUAGAUCAUAGUUCCACUGUUCCAUCAGGCAUAUAUCAUUUGGCUUUUAUUAUUUAUUGGUCUGUAGUUAGUUAUCUAGUCCUUUACUUACCUAACAUAGCAAUUUGGCUUUUAUCAUUUGGCUUUUAUUAUUUAUUUGUAGAAGCAAAAUUAGGCUCCUAAUGUAUUACUUACCUAACACGGCAAAUUGAAAAGAUUCAGGCAGCUAGCUGAUGAAUUUUUGCGUAUCAA